AUGCCUAAUCCAGUGGUUGUCCAAAGGCCUAGCUCUUUUCCUUUUGAGAGUAUUAAAGCAGUUCCUUGGAAGUAUGAUACGACUGUGGUUAACCAAAGGUCUGAGAAAGUAGGUCAGAAAGAAGGUCUAAAGAUUGCAAGCACUGAUAUAGCAGUGGGAAGCAGAAUGACCCGCAGUGGUCGCAUUUAUACCCCUCAGUUCAACUUGAUUCCGCCAAUUCCACUGAAAGAAACCACCACCAAUGUUACCGACAAAGGCAAAGGGGUGAUCAUAGCUGAUGAAGACACUGAAUUUCUGAGGAUUAUCAAGAACAGUGAUUACAAGAUUAUUGAUCAGCUGCAUCAAACUCCUUCAAAGAUAUCCAUUUUGUCUCUUCUCAUGAGUUCUCCGGCUCAUAGGAGUGCCUUGCAGAAAUUGUUAGCUCAGGCUCAUGUCAUGCACGACAUUACUAUCGAUCAAUUUGAUGGGGUCAUUGCCAACAUUACAGCAUGCAACCAUCUCAGCUUCAGUAGAGAAGAUUUGACGAAGGAUGACCAAGACCAUAAUCGUGCUUUGCACAUAUCUGUGAAAUGCCAAGAAGAUACCAUAGCAAGAGUCCUUAUAGACACUGGCUCCUCUAUGAAUGUUUUACCUAAGAGGACACUCGCUAAGUUGGCAUAUCAAGGGGCUGAGAUAAGGCCAAGCGCAUUAGUUGUCAAGGCAUUUGAUGGAUCGAUGAGGGUCGUCAUAGGAGAAGUGGAGCUGCCAAUCUUAAUUGGUCCACAUGUGUUUAAAAUUACUUUUCAGGUUAUGGUCAUCAACCCAAAUUAUAGUUGUUUGCUUGGAAGGUCAUGGAUUCAUGCUGAUGGGGCCGUGACUUCAACCUUGCACCAAAAAAUGAAAUUUGUUAUUGAUGAUAAGCUAGUGAUUGUGUCAGGUGAGGAAGAUCUUAUGGUAAGCCACCUCUCUUCGUUCAGUUACAUUGAGGUUAAUGAGGAUGCUUUAGAAACUUCUUUCCAAGCUCUUGAAAUAGCCAACAAUGUCCUUAUGGAAGUCGAAGAACCAAAGGGGAAGGGUAUUCCAUCUUUUGCAUCAUGGAAGAAAGCAAGAUCAACCAUUGAGGAAGGGAAUUGCCGAAGGUUGGGGAGAUGUUAUUGA
Molecule: messenger RNA, 1137 nt
Organism: Lathyrus oleraceus (garden pea)
Lineage: Eukaryota; Viridiplantae; Streptophyta; Magnoliopsida; Fabales; Fabaceae
Exons: 1
Coding region: 1-1137 (378 amino acids)
Biological process (GO): proteolysis
Molecular function (GO): aspartic-type endopeptidase activity
Source: RefSeq, a predicted model, not a curated record